AUGGAGUGCAUAACAACUGUAUCCUACUCUUUGACCUUAAAUGGAGGACUCACAAAACCAUUUAAAGGCAAGAGGGGGAUAAGACAGGGUGACCCUGUGUCACCCUACUUAUUUGUGAUAGCUAUGGAGUACUUGAAAAGGGAAUUUAGUCAACUGGCUUUAAACAAAGAGUUCCACUUUCAUCCAAGGUGCAAAAGACUAGGAGUGGUGCAUGUGUGUUUUGCUGAUGAUCUAUUGAUGUUCUGCAGAGUUGAUUUGCAGUCAAUUAAGCUACUGCAGGAUGUAUUUUUGAAAUUUUCAAGAGCCUCAGGACUACAGGAAAAUCCUGACAAAAGCUCAGUAUACAUUGCAGGUACAACUGAGAGGAUGAAAGAACUUAUCUUGCAGGAGUUGGGUUAUAAUGAAGGCAUCUUACCCUUUAAAUACUUAGGGGUUCCAUUAGCUCCUAAAAAGCUAUCUAAUCAACAGUGUUGGCCAUUGGUUGAAAAGAUUACUGCAAGGAUCAGUUGCUGGACCUCAAAACUAUUGUCAUAUGCUGGAAGAUUGCAGCUCAUCAAGUCAGUGAUUUUUGGGAUGCAGUCUUAUUGGGCUCAGGUAUUUUUACUACCAAAGAAGAUCAGCAAAAUGAUAGAGGCAAUAUGCAGAACCUUCAUAUGGACAUGGCAGGAUGAUAUAUCCAGAAGUGCUUUGGUAGUAUGGGACAUGGUCUGUUUACCACAAACAAUGGGAGGGUUGAAUGUGAUUAACCUGUGCAACUGCAAUAAAGCUGCAAUAAUAAAGCACUUGUGGGCAAUUACAAAGAAGAAAGACUGCUUGUGGAUUCGAUGGUUCUAUUCCUACUACAUAAAGAACAGAAGCAUUGACACCAUGCCUAUACCUAAGAGUGCAGCUUGGGUAGUAAGAAAGAUUAUUGAGCAAAGGAAGUUUAUAUUAAAUCUACCAACUCUACAAGGCAAUGUGCAAGAAAGAUUGGACUCCUUACAGAGCACAAGUGGUAAAUUCAGUAUCAAGAAGCUAUAUAACUUUCAAACUCCUCAGGGUCAGAAGGUAUACUGGAAAAGUAUGAUUUUACAUCCUCAUACACAUCCUAGACACAAAUUCAAUAUGUGGCUGGCCAUUCAAAGGAGACUACCAACAGUGGAUCGACUGCAGAAAAUAGGCAUUCAAGUAGCUCAAGUGUGUGUAUUCUGUGGUCAGGAAGAAGAGAUAUUUGAACAUCUAUUCUUUGAAUGCUCCUACACAAGUGAUGUCUGGAAGAGAUUGCUAAACUGGAUGGGAAUCCAAAGACAGAUUCAAACUUGGGAGGAGGAACUGCAAUGGGUGACUUAUCAUGCUAGGAAGAAGAAAGGAAUUGGCAACAUUAUUGUAGCAGUGUUUGGCAUGCUGCUGCACAGUUUAUGGAGGGACAGGAAUUCGAUCAGAUUGCAAAAUGGAAGCACCUCAGCAGAGCAGAUAUGCCGAGAGAUCACUUCAUAUGUUCAUAUCAAAAGCCAUAUACAUAGCAAUUGGCAGGAACAUAUGGAAGCUCUAAACAGAUAUCCAUAG
Messenger RNA from Nicotiana attenuata, 1545 nucleotides. RefSeq lists its product as uncharacterized. The transcript has a single exon. Bases 1 to 1545 code for a protein of 514 amino acids. NCBI's taxonomy places the organism in Eukaryota, Viridiplantae, Streptophyta, Magnoliopsida, Solanales, Solanaceae. The record is from RefSeq and is a predicted model, not a curated record.